GCUGCCCUAGCAUACGGAGUAGUAAAUUCUCUGUACCCUCCGUCUCCCAGGCUUAUACCUGCCGAGAAGGAUGAGUAACUCGGUUAACGGAGUAGGCGGUAGCAACCGUGCCACCACCUCCGUAAACGGCGGAGGCGACCCCGCCGUGGACAAGGGCGUGGAUUACGCCAACUACUUCUGCACCUACGCCUUUCUGUACCACCAGAAAGAGAUGCUGUCCGACCGAGUUCGCAUGGACGCUUACUUCAAUGCUGUUUUUGAGAACAAACACCACUUCCACGGAAAGACUGUUCUGGAUGUAGGAACAGGGAGUGGCAUUUUAGCAAUAUGGUCAGCUCAAGCAGGCGCAAGGAAAGUCUAUGCAGUGGAAGCUACCAAGAUGGCACAACAUGCCCGUGAACUUGUAAAAGCAAAUAAGCUCCAGGAUAUAGUUGAAGUGAUUGAAGGAUCAAUGGAAGAUGUUACACUUCCAGAGAAAGUUGAUGUAAUCAUCUCAGAAUGGAUGGGAUACUUUCUUCUGCGUGAAUCAAUGUUUGACUCAGUAAUUUGUGCCCGUGACCGCUGGCUGAAGCCAGAUGGAGUUAUGUAUCCAAGCCAUGCUCGCAUGUGGUUGGCACCUAUCAGCUCUAAAUUAGCAAAUCAAAAAAUGAGCGACUUCGAUGGAACCAUUGAUGACUGGUACAAUUUUGUUGAUGAGACUAAAACUUACUAUGGUGUGGACAUGAGCAUCUUUACAAAGCCGUUCACUGAUGAGCAGAGGAAAUACUAUUUACAGACAUCACUCUGGAAUAACCUCCACCCAAAUCAAGUUAUUGGAGAAGCUGGCAUUAUAAAGGAAAUAGAUUGUUUAACAGCGACAAUUGCGGAUAUACUUGAUGUUCGGGCAAGCAUAUCAACUUCAAUUUUUGCUGAAGAUACCAGGUUCUGCGGUUAUGCUGGAUGGUUUGAUGUCCAUUUUAGAGGAAGUAUGCAGAAUCCAGCUCAACAGGAAAUUGAAUUGACAACUGCUCCAAGUGAAGAUUUUGGGACCCAUUGGGGCCAGCAGGUGUUCCUCUUACAUCCUCCUCUUAGCGUUGGCCAAGAUGAUGAAUUAAUCAUCCAUGUUUCCAUGAAUCGCUCUCAAGAAAAUCAUCGAUUAAUGGAGAUUGAAUUUGGCUGUGAGAUAAGAUAUUCUUCUGGGAAAUUGCUUCCCCCUUUCAGAAAUAAAUUUUACAUCGAAUGAGAAGCAGGGUUGCUGAUAACUUGCCAAGGUUGUGGAACUGUUUCAUCAUUUUUCAACUAGGAAUUGCUUGUGGUUGGUUUCUUAAUAGAAUGUUUCUUUUUCUUUGAUCCAAGCUGGCUGGCAAGUCAAAGUAAAUCUGUGGUACGCAUGAGAAUCUUGCGAAGCUUUCUCAGGGUGUAUCGAACAAUUUUGUGUGGUCGUCUAUUCCAGCGCCUGCAUACAAAGAAUGGACGACUUCGGAAUCCAAGUGCAUCUUCUCUGGAACUCAUGCAUUUCAGUUGUAUUUUCAUUUCGGGUCGUUUGCAACUUGGGUUUUCUCUGUGAGAGCCUUGAAUUUUGUUAGUUUGGUUUUACUUUAAUAUACACCUGCUCUUCUUUUCCCCCCUUCUCUUCCUCCCGGGCAGCUUCUGGGGCUGGGGUCUUGGGUGAGAGUGAAAAACGACCCAAAGGGGGCAUAUAGAGACUGGAUACCACCACUUAUAAGUUGCAAUUAAUACUACUGUAAUCUAGUGCCUGAGAGACACGGCAUCCAAAAACUUUAUCGUCUAAUGGGAGAUAGCCCAUCUUCCUGGGUUUCUUAUUCA
Coffea eugenioides is the source of this 1806-nucleotide messenger RNA. Its product is annotated as protein arginine N-methyltransferase PRMT10. The transcript is spliced from 8 exons. Gene Ontology annotation, molecular function: protein-arginine N-methyltransferase activity. NCBI's taxonomy places the organism in Eukaryota, Viridiplantae, Streptophyta, Magnoliopsida, Gentianales, Rubiaceae. Gene Ontology annotation, biological process: peptidyl-arginine methylation. The record is from RefSeq and is a predicted model, not a curated record. Gene Ontology annotation, cellular component: nucleus. Bases 71 to 1222 code for a protein of 383 amino acids.